Molecule: messenger RNA, 3227 nt
Organism: Chelmon rostratus (copperband butterflyfish)
Lineage: Eukaryota; Metazoa; Chordata; Actinopteri; Chaetodontiformes; Chaetodontidae
Gene: trim25l
Product: tripartite motif containing 25, like
Exons: 16
Coding region: 114-2549 (811 amino acids)
Molecular function (GO): zinc ion binding; protein binding
Source: RefSeq, a predicted model, not a curated record
CAGGCGCCUCUUCUCUUCUCUUCCACUGUUCUGCUUUGGAUUGUAGACCUGCUAGCCGUCUCUAUUCUCUAUUCCCUUGGCUUCUUUUUUCCAUUGUGUCUCACAGUGUCAGCAUGAGCGCCAAACUGUGGACAGAGGAGCAGUUUAACUGCCCUGUGUGUCUGGAUCUCCCAAACGAUCCAGUCACCAUCCCCUGCGGGCACAGCUACUGCAUGGCCUGCAUCAAGGACUACUGGAGCAAGGACGACCCCAAGGGGAUCUACAGCUGCCCCCAAUGCCGUCAGACCUUCUGCCCCAAGCCCUCCCUGUCCAGGAACACCAUGCUGGCUGAGGCCGUAGAGCAGCUCCGCAAAGGGGCCCUCAAAGCUGAUGUGCGCGACUCCAUCCGAAGCGCCCGCGGGGUCGCCUCCUCCUCGUCGAGAUCCAAAGGGAAGCUCUCCUCCUCUGCGGUGGCGUGCGACAUGUGCAAAGGAGAACAGCGACAGGCGGUCAAGAGCUGCCUGGUGUGCAUGAGCUCAUACUGCGAGGCCCACCUGAAGCCCCACCAGACCAAGAAGGCCCUGAAGCAGCACGAGCUGAUCGCGCCCACAGGCAACCUGGCUGAGAAGAUCUGCACGCAGCACAAGUACCUGCAGGAGUUCUUCUGCCGCCAGUGCAAGUUGUUCGUCUGCUGGCUGUGCACCAGCAACCUGCACAAGGGCCACGAGUGUGUGUCCACCAAGGCCGAGCGCCUGGAGAAACAGAAAGUGCUGUCAGAGAUGCAGGCAGAGAAUCAGCAGAGGCUGAAAGACAGGGAGCAGGAGCUGAAAGACAUGAAGAAGAUGAUGGAGGUGAUGAAGCGUUCCGCAGACAGGGUCCAUGAGGACACGGAGGACGUGAUGUCAGAGCUGCAGCGCUCUGUGGAGCGUCUGCAGGAGCUGCUGGAGGAGGUGCUGGAUCAGGCCAACCAGGAGAAGAUGGGCCAGGCUCAGGAGGUCAGCGACAGCCUGGAGGCUGAGAUCAAGGAGCUGAGGAAGAGGGACACGGAGAUGAAGGACCUGGCCCGGUGCGAGGACCACAUCCACUACCUGCAGACAUGCGAGUCCAUGUGCAGCCCCCUGGAGUCAGGGGACCUGCCCCCUGUGGUGGUCAAUCCAGAAGCCUCCUUUGAGCCUGUGCGAGAUGCCAUCCUGGACCUGAGGGAGCGAGUGGAGGACCUGUGCAACCAGGAGCUGGGCAAGAUAACCAAACAAGUCAAUGACACAACGCUGUUCACUUUGGGAGACGCCAACCGUAGCGCCGGACAGAAAGGAGGGAUUUUUAAAUUGUUUUCUGGUCUGGGUUCUCGCAACACAAACAGCCGUUCGCCAGCCUCCACACCCAGCAUCUCAGUCGGAGCGCGGAGCACAGACAGACGAGGACUCGGUACAGGACUCAAAAGUCAAGAUGUGAGGAGCAGAAACACACCCCGAGACAGAGGAAACACGAGCUCGCCCAGAGUGACACCCAGGCAGAGAAGAGAGGAAAGAGAGACAGUGAGGGAGGCCAACCCCAGACCCAGCCCGACACCCAGCCGCAGAGAGUCUCAGUCUCUUUGGAGCCGGUCCAGUCAGAGUCAUCCUGUCCCUGCUGUAGUCCCGAUUCCAAUACCAACUCCAAUCCCAGCCCCAGCUCCUGCCCCAGCUCCAGCUCCAGCUCCUGCACCAGCAUCAACUGGAGGUUUCAGUCGGAUGGCGUCGAUCAGCAGCCUCUUCCGCUCCCAUCGGCGUGGCACCAACCCGGCCACCCCUGUCAAUAACACACCGUCUGCAGGAGGGAACCCAUGGGGGAUGGCUGCUCUAUCUGAAACACCAACAGAAAUUAACCCCGGGCUCUUCUUGGACUCGCCCACCCCUGACGCAAUUAAUCACGCUCCCGCUUUCCCCGCACUGAGAGAAAUCAACAUCGACAGCAUCCAGGCCCCAGAGCCGAGGACCAGAGACGAGUUCCUGCAGUACGCCGUCACCUUGACCCUUGACCCCAACACCGCCCACCGACGGCUGGCUCUCUCUGAGGGCAACACUAAAGCCACCCUGCAGGGGGCUGCGCAGCCCUACCCCGACACGCCGCACCGCUUCGACGGCUGGACCCAGGUGAUGUGCCAGGCCCCGCUGUACGGCCAGCGCUGCUACUGGGAGGUGGAGUGGAGAGGCCGGGGCUCCUCCAUGGGUGUAGCCUACGGGGCGCUGAACAGGAAGGGGUCUGACGCCAGGUCGGGGCUCGGUUACAACGCCCAGUCCUGGACCCUGGAGCUGUCGGACACCUGCUGCGCAGCCAUGCACGACAAUGAGAAGAAGGACAUACCGGUCACCUACUCCCCCCGCCUGGGUAUCUACCUGGACCUGUCCAUGGGGGCGCUGGCGUUCUACAGCGUGGCAGAGAGCAUGACACACCUUCACACCUUCCGCGCCAACUUCACCCAGCCGCUUUACGCUGCCUUCGGGGUGGGCAGCGGGGUCGGGGUGGGCCUGGACUUCGCCCUCGGACAGUUCAGCUCCAGCUCUGACAGCGUCAAGAUCUGUCCCAUGUGAGGACGCAGGCUGGAGGGCAGAUCAGUGGGUAAUGCUGCAUUCACGUCAUCGGGACAGCAGACUUCAGAGUUUUGGAAGUGUUCAUGCUGAUCGAGCUCAUUCCACACUCCCAGGACACAAUGACUGAAAGCUUUUGUAAAAUGUGGCUACACGGGACCUCAUCUCCAUAAUUUAAAUGCACUUAAUGAAAGAAGUUUCUGUCCUGCACAAAAAGCAAACACUGCAUCGUUUACAGCCAUGCAUGCUAGCAGCUUGGCUCUAUGAAUAGCAAAGUCACUCCGUUGGUUGGUGCAGUAUGAAAUACCUCAGAACUACUGGAUGCAUUCCAAUGACAGUUUGUAGAGGCGUUCAUGGUCCCUCGGGGGGGAUCCUCUGGAGUUUGGUGAUCCCCUGACUUUCCCUCUAGUGCCGCAGCAGGGUUGACAUUUGUGGUUAAGAGUGGAAUAUCUUGACAAACGUUUCAUGGAUUGCUGUGAAGCACUGUGUCUAUAGCCAAAAGCAGACGUGAGAUUUAUUUUCUCAGUUUAAGACCGAAAACUCUUGUUGUUUCAAGUCAGGACAUAAAAAAAUCAGUUUGGAUCUUUUUCUGUAUGUGACAUCUUACCAAUUUUGGGGUCCACACUUUCUGCACAAGUUCUUCCACAGAACAUGAGUCAUAAUAAAGUAGUUGGCGAGUCA